GACCUAUAAUGAUAUUAUUACAGGUUUGUUGAUGGUGGUAUGACGAGUACUGCCAGAUCACAUUUUGGACCAAUUGUUUACGAUAGUUCAAAACUAACAGAGAUUUCAUUCUACCUUGCAUCAAACUUCAUUUUUGGAAAAGAAUUUCCAGACUUCAUGUUUAAUGGAACAGAGGUAAUUUCCUACUUUAAUCUUGGAAAAGAAUCACAAGUUCAUCUUCCAAUUAUACUGGGAAGAUUAGAUAAUGGCGAGCAAUGGUUCCUGGUGUACCUAGAGACAGAUCAACCAGGUUCUCAGGAGAUCAAACUUGGAUCCGGAUCCCAACCCAUUCUUACGUGGAGAUUUAUGGGAGGAAACAUAAAGGUUCAUUUUAUGGUUGCUAACCAUCCUGCUGAUUUAUCAAAGAAGUUUAAUUCUUACAUCUAUGGCCCUACAUCAAAUACACCUGCAUUUAAUGUUUUGAAGUAUGGAUACCAUAUGUGCAGAAAGGUUGGUGAUGUAAAAGCCUUCCAUAACGAUAUUGACGAAAUGAAAGAUAGCAACAUGCCCUAUGAUUCUGACUGCAUAGAUGAACUGCUUAUGCCAACAGCAUUUAAUAACGACACUGCGUAUGACAUUUCCAACGUUACUGCGAAGAUUGUUCUACCUAUUCCAGUUCAGAUUGAUGAAGAAGAAGAAUCCAGUCCUGAAUGUUUACGGAAGGACAGUAAUGUAACCGCUCCCUGUUACAGAGGAGAUUUUAAUGCCUUUAAUGUUACAUAUCCAGAUGUGUUCCACACAGAUUAUGAAAUUUGGUUGAGAGAUAAAUUCGAUAAGUCUGGAAUUGACAAAUCUGCAAUAUAUUUCCAUGAUUUAGCUCCAACGGAUGAAUCUGAAAACAACUGCAACAAUGAUCUGUAUAUUCCCAAAGGCCUGAACACCAAGGAUGUUCCCUGUUUAAACUCCUGGAUACCCUCUGAAAACACUACACUGUUGAAUGUAAGCUAUGCGAAGCAGUUUCUGAAAGUUUCCAAUAGAAUACUUGGAAAUGAAAGUUAUAUUCGAAGUGAUGUUGCUACAGUAGGGAUGCCGAAUAGUAUCACAUUUACCGGAAGUAAAGUUCCGGCAUCCUGGCAAGGCAUGAAGAGUUCUCUUCGGGAAGUUCUGCUAUUGAGUAGUAUUGGUUUACCCUUUGUAUCAAUGCCAGCUUGUGGAACAUACAGUGAAUCUAACACACUAAACAGAGAUUUGAUGUGUUUGCGUUGGUUCCAGCUGGCUUGCUUCAUGCCGAGUAUUCACUCCUGGUACUCUGGAGACCAGAAUAAGCGUCUUCCUUAUAAUCUUCCAAAAACCUAUCAAAGAUAUGUUCGAUGGGCCUUGGAGCAGAGAUACAAACUUCUACCUUAUUUGAAAACAUUGGAUAGAGGAUGGUACAAUAAUUCUUUACCAAUUGUUCGCCCCGUGUUCCUCGAGCACCCAGAUAGAGAUUAUCUUCAUCAUUGGACUCAAUUCUUCCUUGGAGAAGAUAUCCUGGUUGCUCCUGUACUUGAUGAUAACACAGAGCUGGUCAAUAUUCACUUCCCAAUGGGGUCUUGGUAUAAUCUUGGAUCUGGGAACAUGGUUAGUUUACCUAGACCUGGAGCAGAGAUAACAGUCCGAACAACUCUUUAUGAAAUACCAACUUUCAUCAGGGGUGGCGCAGUCAUAGUAAUGUACGAAUCUGCUGGAAGUGGGACGCUAAUAGAAGCAGAUCAAGUAUCCAAUUUCACUGUUUACAUUGGACUGGAAUGUACUGCAGAUCCUAGGAGUCAAAUUCAAGAAAUCAACAACAAGAUGUCCAGAUGUUAUGCCUCUGGGGAAUCCUAUUUAAACACAGAAACCAAUAUUCUAAAAACAGCAGUGACAACCUCCCAAUCCAAAGGAACUAUCACAUUUAAGAUGGACAUGAAUCCAGAUGAUAAACUUCGGAAUAUUAACUCUAUGCGAAUGUCUGGACUUCAAAAUAAUGGGGAUAUUCUGACAAUCAGCUUGCCAGGAGGGGUUAAUAUAACCGCAACAGAUAGUAUUGAUACAUCUGUGGGGGAUGGACCGUCAGCCGUUUACAGCAAGGAUAAACAGCACCUUCUCCUUAGGAAUCUGGAGAUGGAGUCCAGCACCUACCAGAAUACCACUCUUAGUUGGGAGUUCUCUGCUGAAAACACUACCUAGAGAACGUGAUGAAGAAGUCUGUCUGGAACCUCAUUACGAGUGAUAUGUUUACAAACAAACCAGUGCUUUUUUGUCAAUAAAAAUUGCAAUAAUAAUGUUCUUUAAAAAACA
Eurytemora carolleeae is the source of this 2298-nucleotide messenger RNA. Its product is annotated as probable maltase-glucoamylase 2. NCBI's taxonomy places the organism in Eukaryota, Metazoa, Arthropoda, Copepoda, Calanoida, Temoridae. The coding region runs from base 40 to 2187 and encodes 715 amino acids. The record is from RefSeq and is a predicted model, not a curated record. The transcript is spliced from 14 exons. Gene Ontology annotation, molecular function: alpha-glucosidase activity. Gene Ontology annotation, biological process: N-glycan processing; carbohydrate metabolic process.